GAUGUCGAGUCAAACAAACGUGAAUUUAGGAUUUUCGUUGAGGUUAUAUUCACUUGGCAAUGGGCCAAAACCCAAAAAAGCAUCAACCACCAUUGUAGGAUCGAUUUUUUAGAAGAAGUAGAAAAUGCUGUUGGAGAAGAAGUUUGGAACAGUAUCUGUGGUUCUCCUCUCGGAAUAGUUAUACGGUUUGCUGAAAAUAAGUUCAUGUGGUCAUCUAAAAUCGUCGAACAUCUUCUUGUGAAUCAACUUGUUUGCAAAGAUAGGCAAGAAAUGUGGUGCUUGCUUGAGUUUCAAAAGAUAACGAAUUUAAACUGUGCACCUUUUCCUGAGAGUGAGGAAGUUAUAGAAACUAAGGUGCAUAAAGGGUUGUGGAAGAAAUUGAAGGUAAAGAGGAAGAGCCCUUGUCAUAGAGAGUUGAAAGGAGCGUUGGAAGAUGUUUCUGAAUGGUCAAUAGAAGAAAAAGUCCGCUUUACGUAUUUGUGUAUUUUAGCAACAGUCAUCAUAGGCGAGGAUGAUAAAAAGGAGCUUUCUUUUGAACUUGCCCAUAUGGUUUUUGACUUACCCAAAUUUGAGAAGUAUCCUUGGGGCAGAGAGGCUUUCAAGCGGCUGAUUGAAUCAGUGAAGCGUAUAGAUUUGAAUGCUAAGUCGUACACAAUAGAUGGAUUCGUACAAACCCUCCAAGUAUGGGCUUACAUUGUCGUUCCCAGUCUCGGAGCAAAAUUUGGUCGUCCAACAAAAGUUGAUGGGCCUCCUAUUCUGAAAUUUAAAGGUUUAAAAGGAAGAAAUAACAUCGAUAUCCAUGUCGUUUCAGUUGCUGAUGAGGAAUAUAAGAACAUCACGAGUGUUGUUAUCAACCAAACGACACCUGUUGUUUGGACUUCUAAAAUUGCGGAUAAGAAAAUUAACACUCUUCUGCAAGUCGUAUGUAAAGAAGGAGGUUUAGGAGAUGUCACUUGGGUGGAAGCUGUGGAGCAUGGAUCAAACAUCAUCCAAACAGAAAAGAAUGUAGCAGAAGAUGUAGGUGGAAACAAUGAAGAGGGAAAAAAAGGAAGUGAUGGGACAGAUUCGGGCAUGAAAAAAAUGAAAGCAGACUCAAGCACUAUACUUUCUUCUAUUGAGUAUGCUGAAGCACCACAAAUGAGAUUAGAAUUUGAGAAACAAGCAAAAAAGUUUGAGACUUUAGAGGCGAAAGUAGAAGAUAUAGGGAAACAACUUCAAGGUUUUGACAUAAUGCGCUUAAAGUUUGAACUUUUGGAACAAGAAGUGACACUACUGAGAGAGAAGUUAAAGACUAAUGAGUGUAUUAAAGUACCUCACUUAAAAGAUGAAGACAUUUCUACAGAUGACUUUUUCGCGGACAUAAAUGGUGUAAGAGACAAAAUGGUUGAAUCAGUUGAAGAGAGCACGGUAGAUGGAAGAAUCCCCAUGAUGAAUAUUCGAAAAGCACAACCUCAAGAAGCUCCGCCAGUAAAGAUAAUCGAGCCCACUGCUUCUAUUGCAGAAAAGUUUACUAAGAAAAAAAUUGGCCAGACUUUAAAGAUUAUGGAAGUAGACCAAACUAGGAUUGUCCGAGAUAAAAGCACAAGACUGACGAUGUUGGAGCCGGCUCUACAAACACCAUUUCAGAGUACUUUACCGAUUUUAGGUAACAACAAACAAGUUGACAAGCCUAAUGUCGUGAUGGGACGUGGAUACGAUCCAUUUGCACCGGUGGAUGUGCAAAAAGUUAAGAGUUUGGACGAUUGGUUGCAUUUAGACGAGGAUUAUCCAAUUGGCUCCCAAAACAAUGGUGUAGAGUUCUUCAGAGUUCUCAGAACUCCUCAAGAGUGGCUAACUGGAGAGCAUAUUAACAGCGCUACGAAUUUGCUGCGUCUGAGAUUUAUCAAAAAUCAAGAAGCGUUCAGAACUGGAAGAAUUGCUUUUACUGAUACCUAUUUUACUACCGGGUGGGCCAAAGGUUAUGACGAGUUUCUACAAGCCCAUGAUGUUCCUAUUUUCCCUAAUGGAACACAUGACUAUUGUUCUGGUAAGCUUCCAGCAUUUGCAGAAACAAGAAAGAAGUGGAGGACCGAAGUAGAUAAUAUAUAUGGUGUACUUUACGUGAACGAUAACCAUUGGAUAUGA
Thlaspi arvense is the source of this 2124-nucleotide messenger RNA. Lineage: Eukaryota; Viridiplantae; Streptophyta; Magnoliopsida; Brassicales; Brassicaceae. The record is from the annotation of a GenBank genome assembly.